Nerophis lumbriciformis (worm pipefish) is the source of this 3804-nucleotide messenger RNA. NCBI's taxonomy places the organism in Eukaryota, Metazoa, Chordata, Actinopteri, Syngnathiformes, Syngnathidae. The record is from RefSeq and is a predicted model, not a curated record.
AUGUCCGUGGACAUGGUGGAAAUUCAGGAGAAAGCGUCCGAACCGGUUCGGACGGCCGGCGUCCUCCAGCAGAACCGAGUCUUCCUCGACUUCUUCUGGGACUUAGCCAAGCCCGACCAAGAAGUUCGUAUCAGCGCGGUGGAAAACCUCCUAAAAUACCUGAAAGACAACAACAAGGAAGAUGAGUUAGAAUACACAGUCAAGAGGUUGGUUGACGGUCUAGCUCACACGCGCGAGGCGGCAAGACCUGGUUUCAGUCUGGCUCUUGGUCAGCUCCUCAAUGCUUUUGAAGACCUCACUCUGCAGAACAUACUUGACAGAAUAAAGGAGAAGUACAAUGUACAAAAAGCCCCAAAGAAAUUUAUCCGAAAUGCUGCAUUUGGAAGCUUAUUUGGCGUCCUCGCUCUCCAUCAGUCAGGCCGCCUCUUCAACGAGCCUUUGGCAGUGCUGGGUUGCGUGCAGCUCCUGCAAGACCUCACUCAGCAACGACAACACCUAAAGGACCUGCCCAGCAAAACCAUGAUGGACAUCCUAACCGAGGUCCCUGAGAAGGUGUUUGAGGAAGUCCUGCUGACCGCCCUUCAGUCGGAUCUGGCGUCAGCCUUCCAGACUCCGGAGCAGCUCCGACUGCUGUUAGUGGCGCUGGAGCGCUUCCCUCACACGCUUGAACCCAAGAAACUUAAAAAACUCCUGGGCUCCUCUACUAUCAUCACUAAUGACAACAUCGAAAAGCUGACACACAUUUUGAAGUUGGCCGCCCACGCGGUGAAGAAGGAGUGCGUGCUCCCGCCAGUCGCGCUGGACCUUCUCAAGCUCUCACUGAGGGAAGACAGCUUCCAGCUUUUCUGGAACAAAGCUAUUACCGAGGGAAUGUUGAAGGAGAGUUGGGGGCCCACACACUUCCUGAGUUUCCGACUGCUGGGCAGAGCUUUGCCGUUUUUGUCCUUAUCGCAACUUAAAGAGGUUCUUUCUGGGAAAGUGAUGAUUCACUAUGGCGAGCACGUGGUGUCCGCUCAGAAACAAGAACGCUUCAAACUGGCUCCCGAAAUGGAGACAUACGUAUCGGACUUCCUGGAGGGCUGCGAGGAUGCCGAAAAGCAACUGGCGGUGAUGGUGAGCUUCUCCUCAUUGGUCAAUCAAGGCUACCCUGUGGUGCCGUCGGUGUGGCGCGUGGUGCGGCACCUUCGGCCGGCGGUGCUGCAGGAUUACGUGGCGUGGCUCAGGACUUCCUUCCUUCGGCCUCGCGUGAACGAGAUGCUGAACUUCACCUCACGGAAGCAGAAGGAGCGUGAGGACGAAAUGGAGAACUCAGAACAGGAGUUCGUAUUUCGCCUGAGGAAGUGGAUCGUGGCCAGGCUGGCCUCCAUCGUUGAUAACAACCAGGUCAAGAAGGACGAGGAGCUAAUUAUGGAGAUUGCUCGAUUUGUCUUUUUCCAUGCGUUCUUCACCACCAAGAAAAUCUGCGCCGCUAUUCCGGAAACUGAGGACGAGCUCCACGUUCCGCUCGAUGGAAAAACCAGAGCGGUGCUUGUUGGUUCCUUCUUUGGGCUCCUCCUCUCCAUGCAUAACCUGCCCCAGGCGGACGAAGCGUCCAAAGGCGAGCUGACAAGCCACAAGCGCACAUUGGGCGUCACAUCUGACGGCUCCUUGUGGCUCUACCGUGUGGUCGAGUAUGCGCAAGAGCUGCUCCGCACGCACACGUUUGUCAGCAGCGUCAACCCCUUCAACGCCGAUCAGAGGCUUGCUUGGGAAAGUAUGUUGGAGUCUGUGGCAAGCCUGCAGAAGAAAGCUAAGAAAGGUCACUCAGUCGAGAGCAGUUCCUUCCAGCAGCUCUUCCUCUUAGUGGGCAUGCACCUCUUCAAGGCUCCAGAUGAACUUGCGGGCGUCAUGCAGGACUUGCAGAGCUGCGUUGAAAAGGCGCAGGAGAAGAAAGCCAAGAAAAAAAAGAAGAAAGCCAGCAAACAAGAGGAAGCUGAGCCUGAGUGGGUGGAGGUGCUGGUGGACAUCUUGCUGUCACUCCUGUCGCAGCCUAGCCGACAAAUCAGGCAGGUGUGCAAGACAGUCUUCGCCUCUGUCUGCCCCCAUGUCAACGCCGCUGCCCUCACCGCCAUCAUGGAUGUUUUGGAUCCGGAUAAAGAGGGCGAGGAGGACGGCCCCGUGCUUGUUGAGGACGACGCCGAGAAAUCCCAGAAGAAAACUGAGGAGGAUGAUGAUGAAGAGAUGGAGGAAGAGUCAGACAAAUCGGGCGAUGACUCUGAGGAUGACAACAAUGAAGAAGCCAUGGAGGAGGAGGUGGACCAAAACUUCAAAUUGGAGUUGUUAAAGGUGCUCCAGCCAAAGAAGACAAAAGCCACAGAGGAGGAAGCCAGCGAUGACGACUUGAGCGACGACGCAAUGAUGGAACAGGAUAAGAGCCUCGCGAUCCACUUCGCGGAGCAGAAAAAGAAAAUCCAGGCCACGAAGGAUGCCAAGGACAAAAUACGCAAAGAAAAGAUGCUUGUGCGUGACUUCAAGAUCAAGGUGCUGGACCUGGUGGAGGUGUUCGUGACCCGGCAAGCUGGAAGCCCUCUAGUUCUGGACCUUCUGGAGCCUCUGCUUUACAUGAUUGAACGAGGGAUGAGAUCAGGCAACGAACAGCAAGAGCAGGAUUUCCUACGUAGAGCGGCAGACAUUUUCAGGAACCAGCUGUGCAGGUCCAAAGUGUACUGCAAGACCGCAGAAGACAGACAGGAGGAGCUGCACAACCUUCUCGACAAGCUGAUGACGAAAACACAGAAAUUGUCAGAGUCCUCUGUUGGCCUGUACUACUUCAGUGCUGCUCUGUAUGUGGUCAAAGUGCUGCGAGGAGCGACCAGCGCAGAAAAUAAGGACGAGCAAGCAACAUCCAAAACUGGAGUAGAUUUGCGGUUCAUGGGCAACGUGGAUGUGGAGCGGGUGGCCGGCGUCUUUCGAGAGGCACUGCACUCCUUCAUGAGUCGCAGGAAGAGCCCCCUGACAACCCAGAUGUUCACCGACCUGUUUAACAGAUUCCCGGUUUUGUGUGUUAAUCUAUUGGACGCGACGGUGCCGCACAUUACAUCUGGCGUCAGAGAGCACCAACAGGCACAAGCGUGCAUACUGGUGUUGCGCGCCAUGCAGAACCGGGAUGUGCAGCAACUGAUGAGCGGUGCUCCAUGGUUGGAAUUUUGCACCAAAGUGGCAGCUCAGCUGGCCGCGGCUCUCAAGCUGGAGGGUCAAACGGAGAGCAAGGCUCUGCGGGAGAAGGUAGUGAAGGCUCUUGAGCUGUGUCAGUUUUUGGUCAAGCACGUCCAUCAGCGGAAGCUGUCUGUUGAGCUUGUAGACCUCAAGAAGGUUCUUCAGGUCAUGACUGAAGUCAUCGCCUUCAAGAACUCGGGGACGUUGGAGGACACCUACUGGGCUGUCAUGAAACACUUUGGAGUAAUGAAGCCCAAAGUGGAGAAAACAAAGCCUGACAAGGACGCCGGCCAGCCGCCGAUGCCGCAGCAGGCUGCCAAGAAGCAGAAGGGCUUCCUGCCAGAAAGCAAAAAGAGGAAAAAACGCCCGCAGCCCGUCUUGGAGCCCGCUGCAGCCGCCGCCAACUCGGCCCCGAUGGCCAACAAAGCGGGGGUAGAGAAAGGACAAGGCAAGAAGAAAAACAAGAAGAAGACAAAGCGGGCGGCGGACGUCGAGGCGGCACAGGCCGGGCCAGCCAAGAAGAAGAUGAAGAUGCCAGCUGAAAGCAAGUUGGUGAAAAAGAAGAAGAAGAAAAAUAAGCAGAAGAAAGAGGGAGGAGGGCAAGUAUAA